AUGCGACACUUCGAGCCCAAGGACAACCUCAACCAGUAUCUCAGGACCUUCGACAAGGCGCCAUACCUUUGCUUCGACAUCGAUGAAGAGACUACUGCCUGUUGUCGCAACAAAGUUCUCGAAGUUGCCCUCACCCUCGGUGACCGCGAUGCGCUCGCUGGAUCCUUCAGCAAGGCAGGUUGUCUCAACGUUCCCGGCUAUUGCAACGGCAUAGGGUUCACUACCAACUCUGGCUCGAGGUCGGAUAUCCGGACCGAGAAGCUCACCAAGCACAAUGAUAUGUGCCUCUUCGAUGGUGACUGCGGUUCGUGCAGCAAACGCUACUCAUUGGCCGCAUCCGACCUCAAGGACAACCUCAUAACAGGAAUACCUCCUGUGACAGGCAAUAAUGUCGACCUCAACGUCGAAGAACCUGGAACAUGGCGUUUGUCGAAUGUCUUGGGCACCGAGCGACACGGCAGAGCAUGGUUAUAA
Messenger RNA from Zymoseptoria tritici IPO323, 474 nucleotides. RefSeq lists its product as uncharacterized. The record is from RefSeq and is a predicted model, not a curated record. The transcript has a single exon. Lineage: Eukaryota; Fungi; Ascomycota; Dothideomycetes; Mycosphaerellales; Mycosphaerellaceae. The coding region runs from base 1 to 474 and encodes 157 amino acids.